Amoebophrya sp. A25 is the source of this 6084-nucleotide messenger RNA. The record is from the annotation of a GenBank genome assembly. Lineage: Eukaryota; Dinophyceae; Syndiniales; Amoebophryaceae.
AUUUGAUCGAAGUUCUUUCCUCUCGUUGUGGUUCAACUGGUCUCUGAUUGCCACUCUGUGUUGUAGUCCUCUGUUCUUAUCAUUUACAGUUAAUGGCGUAAACAAUCUGUACAGAUCGAAACCCUACGGUCGUCAAGAAAGGCGACAUCAGGUGCACAUACAUCGCAUCUCUGCUGUCGUCUAUUGAUUUUGUGUGAUUCUAAGAACUCUCGAUUCCCUGCAGAGAUUUGUCGGAGGUGCAUAAUGAUCGGUGUCAUGAUAACUUCAUUUGCACCAUCUUCGAAAGAAUAUCUACUAUGUUGUCAGGGAAAAUAGGAGAGGUCAAGAAAGUGUCUACAUGCGAAGAAUCAUGAUCGGACUUGGUGAAGAAGGCGACUCGUUGAGUCGGUUUGGAGAGACACAGAGGUCAGUUGGAUUCGCACUAACUGUUUGGAGCAAGACUCGUCUCACGUGUGCUUGCCGUGCAGAAAUUAUAUUGUACCAACUUAAAGCCACUAAUAACCGAUGUUGUUGUGCUGGAGGAUGAAAAACCAAAUUUUUUCCAAAAAUGGGCACCCUUACAUAUCCCCAAUGGUCGAAAAAAAUUAUUUCUUGCUUCAUGUUCGAUUUUCGGCGUAUUAUGUAUCGCCUCGUCUUUUAAGGAAGGGCAUCAAUAUUUAUAUAUAAUGAAGAUGCUUGUAAUUAUUGUGAAGUUGAAAACGCAACGUGAAAUUGAAAACCCAAGUUCUCUCAAUGGACCACGCAUGCCUCAGUAUAACAUGAAGAUGUUAAUUUAGGAUUCACUGAAUUUUCCAAUUCAUUUUUCUAGGACAGUACCUUUUUCAUAAGGUGGUUGUUAUCGCAUGAGGGUUUCGGCAAGAGGGCCGGCGCACGGCGCGGCCGCGUUUCUGUAACCGACCGGUGGCGAUCUGUCCCACGUUGUCAGCCGUCACACCAUUGGUGUACAACCUCGGGCAAUUAGUACCUGUGCCCGCCUAGGGUAGAAUUCUCAAGGCUUCCGUGGAGAGCUUGAAGAGACGGACUGCGACAAAGAACUGUGGGAGGAAAAGUAUCGCAAUAGCGGAACGGUAACAGAGAAUAUCCUACAUCCUCCAGUACUAUUAUAGUCGUUCGCACUUCUUGGCAGCCAGGUCUUGUAGUGUAACGAUACACAUUCGCUCCAGAGCGGAAUCGAGUUGUGAUCCCGCAAGCGAAAGAAUUCGAUUUGCGUUGAUCGUCUAACUACGCGAGUCUACGUUCGCAUUUGUACGUCUAGAGCAACGUCGACACGAAUACAAAGUUUUCGAUGCGAAGUCGCUCCUCCUUUUCGCGAUUUUCCUAUACGUACCAGCGAGCGCGGCGACAUCGUGCGACUUCCAGUCGACGUUUCAUCAAGGAGUAGAAAACAAGCAUUUGUGUUACAUCAAUCAGCGACUCUUACAACGUUCAUCUUCACGCUCAAUACAACAAGUUACAAAACAAGUCAGUAAGGAAAGAAUUCAUGCGAAGAACCAAGUGAAGUUGCACGAAAGCAUCAUCGCCGACGAGCAUUCAUCUUGAAGUUGUACAAGUGGUUUUGAACAUCAUGAUCAUAAAAUUAUAGGCAGGAGUUGGUACCGCAACAGUAAUCGCAGCUACUUCAUCAACUACGCGUAGAACCUCUCCUUGCAGUAGUACGUCACAUCUACUCCUUGCGAAAUCGCAUCAGGAAGCGUGAAGGAAGCUUCGGUCUACUUCUAGUACAGUUAGCAAGGAAGUCCUUCUUCGAAUUCUUCGAGAAUGCAUUCGUCCACGGGCAGCGGGUCGCCGAACAUGGCGGCAAUGGAGAACCCAUUUCGGCUUCCGCCAGACGAGGAGAUUUUUCUGUUGCGAGAGGAGGAGAAGAGGCGGAAAGCGGAAGAACGGGAGAAGAAAAAGCAUCAGAAAGUGUGGGAGAAGAAAACCGCAAGCUGCCGCCUGCAACCCAGUAAGCGGCUACGCGAUGAGAAGCCACAAGGGAAAAAAGACGAAGCAAAAGGCGACGCCUUCAUGGACAAGAAAGCAGUACCAAGAGAACGCGAAAAUACGACGGAUUUCGUAGCGAAAAAAAGGGAAAUGUUUCUGGUACAACAACGACAAACUUAAGUUUUGGGUUCUUUUGACGAAGAUGAAAGAAUGUAGCACUUUUGAUCAGGAUGCCACUCAGGGAGAUUUUUCUAUCGCCAGGUUCGUUUAUCUUGUUCUUUCUAACGAUGCUGAGAAAAAGUUCCAAACAACAACUCCAGGUGCAAAUGUCUCUCGACGUUAAAAAAGCGGAAAUAUUGAAGUUAGACGAGAAGGCCAGGGCAAAGGAAACAGCCCUCAAAAAGUCGCAGCAGAUGCUCGAUGAGGAUGUAAUGAUUUCUUCUGAUUUUCUGACUAGAAAUUCGAAGGAACCAAUUGUUUCGUUGAUAUUCGUGGAAUAAAUCGGUUUCUUCAAAUAGCAGACUUGUUGUGUCCUCUAAGUAUAAGUACAAGUUGUAGUAGAAUUUUGUCGUGCAAAAUAUCUUGUCUUAAAGGUUAUUCAACUUCAACCUGAGUAGAGACUUGAGCCACCUGUUGCCCAACGUCCAGGUAACCCGGUUCGACACUUUCUUGCAAGCGAACGACGCGAAGGCGCACAAGGCGAUGAAGCACGCGGAGGAGAUGACGAAGGUAAAGCAGGAACGCCUUCAGAAAAUCAAGCAUUUGCGAGGAAAGAUCGCACAAAUCCAGUCAGAGAUUAGCAAAUACAAGGAGCAGAAAGAAGAAUGCAUAAAGUUUCGCAAGUUUUUAGACCACUUGACGCCUAUUGAGUGGAAGCAAAAACAAGCGGAGCUUAGAAGACUGUACUUUUCUUGUUAAUAUUGGAAAACUGCCUAUAAAUGUGGAGUUUGACUCAUGGAUCGAAGGUAGAUACUAUCAGUUGAUGUUAUUGUGAGGCAUGGACUUUUCUUGGCUCAUGAUCGUGGUGCGACUGCGUAUGAUAUGAUCGAACCCAAACAGGGAGGCGGAGCGACUGAAGAAUAUAUGGGUGAACAAGAGAAACGACGAGAUAACAAAGCGAAUAAAUGCAGAACUAGCGGUAUUCGACCAAUUCAUUUGCUUGAUUUAACGCACAGUUGCUGUUUUUUUGUUUCUGACUCGGCGUUUCUGUAUUUUUUGGAAAAGUAUGAAAUCCAUCAACAAAACAAGUUCUUGAAUCCUCAGAGGACCCAGCAACAACGACGCCCUACAGAUAUUCGAGGAGGCCAUCCCCGAUCCUUUUGUGGAGGCGAUGAAGAAAAAUCGAAAACUCUCUAAGAAAGAGGAAGAGAUGCUUCAAAUUAAGGCCGAAGAACGACGAAACGAGAUAGAAAAUAAGCGGAAGAAACUCAAGAAAAAGUAUCAUCCUGGUCAAGAGAUACUCGAAAAAGAGUACUUUGAAGAAGUCCUUGCGAGACAAGCACCGCAGGAUGAAGACGACGUACUUCUAUUUGUCUGUUUGUUGGAUUGUCUGAGAAACAAACGUGGUAGAUUUUAGCAGGGGUAGAAUCGUUUUUUAACACCAACCGGGACAGGCUGUACAAUGUACUUCAAUUAAAUGUUGAUCCUGCAGCAUUCUCAACAUCUUCAAGUACUUAUACUCUCUUUCACCUUCUUACUUCAGGAACUCUAUUUCAAGGAGCCGAAACAUCUUCUCGACAUAUUCACGAACCUCGAGGAAGCUAAUCUCUUUCUUAUACAAAACGCGCAAGAAACGGAAGAGGUACCCUCAUUUUUUGUGCGAAGAUGGACUUUUGAUCAGUGCUGGAUUGAACAAUGGCAGAAUACCUGGAGUAGAUUCGGAACACCCUGUUCACGAUGAUGUUUCAGUGACCUAGAAAUUAUAUUAGAUCUACCGCUUUGUUUUGAAAUAAAACUAGCUGUUUCCAAUUUGAUACUAAAUAGCAACUCUAGUACUGGUCCUAUUCCCAACUUUCUCAAUCGUCAACUCCCACAGGCGAUGGAAGAUAUCGAGGUGAAAUUCGAGGAAGCACGGCGUGUGAUGGAGGGUAAGACGGCGGCUUUGCGCGAGGGCAUAGAAGCAACAGAAAAAAUGAUCGGGGAUAAGAAACUGAAGAUCGAGAUCGCGAAAGAGGAAAUAGAGGCAAGCAAGAUGGGUCGCGGCGGACGGGAAAAGAGUGAAAAACAGGCCGCCUCACCAUCAACAUCAACAUCGAAAGGUGGAGGAGCUGGUGGUCAUGGCAAGAAGGGAGAGGAACACGAGGAAGUGGUGGAGGAAGCCAGCCAAGCCGAACUUUUAGCACAGCUCAGCGCGGAAGUACUAUCUGUUUUUAGUCGUGAUUUUUUAGGAGGGUACGGGGAAUGAGGAAUCGCUAUCGCAUUUUUGUUCUAGAAAUCCGACCACAACAAGCAUGAAUCUAACGCAUAAAUUUUCUAAGUCAGUGUUCAUGAACUUCCUGUGAAUACUGAAUGGCCAGCUUCUAUGAUGAAAUCCCUUCAAACUAACCGUAUAUAUAAAUUUCACUCAGGUGAUGACAGUUUUUCAAGUCUGUGGUUUUGACACGGACGCGCGCGACCCCUUGCAAAUGCUGAGUCAGAUAGAGGCGAAACUAGAGGACUUAUUCCUCACACUCGACAACGAAGAGGCUAGUAACGAGACCGGUCGCGAAUUGGUGCUAAGGCUGGAGAGGGAGAAGGUAGAAGUUUUUCAUUAGUUUCGUAUCGUCGGUUUUUAUUUUUCAAGCGGAUUUACUUGUGAUUUCGAAAUGUCGUUCAAUGAAUGUCUAUGGAGUAGGCACACACACACACUCGUAAAGAGUCUUUUUUCAAUCAUUCCUCUACACCCGUAGGAGCGGGACCGACGCGAUCGUGUGAGGCAGGAGAGAAUAGAGGCAAACGCCAGGGAGCGCGAGGAGCGUCUAAAAGCAAGUUUGUUGCGAUCCCAGGCUCCAAUCCAUAAGAAGAUCGGAAAGCAGAUUAUGUACAGGUACUGCAUUCCGAAAGGAAGUUAUUCGACAGAUUUUUUUAGAUUGCUAGAUGAUUUUAAGUAGUUUGACCGCCGUGUAGGUAUAAAGCAUCAGAUUAUUUAGGUUCAUCUUCUACCAGGGUGACAGGUUCAUUCCAUUAUCUUGGUCUUUACUACGUACUGCAUUUUGGUUUUUAGAAUUUCGUAGUUGGUGUCCGUUAUUGCAGGCGUAAUUUCGUUCCACUUUUAGACAUAUAUUUAUAAGAAAAAAAGGAACGUAAACAUCCUUGCAUGACCGUGAUCAGCUUGUCCACCAGGUCACGGCCGCUCAUGGUGCAGAAAAAGGCUGAAAAGAUUGAUUACGAUGAGCUAGAGCGCGAAAAGGAUGCCAAGAUAUUUGGCAUUUACAUUGACCGAACGGGCAUGCCGUACGAUAAGAAGCCGGGAGUAGGGAACUAAGCCUAGGCUUGAGGAGUGCCGCAUAGGUUUUAUUUAGUGCAUGAAAUAGAUUUGUUUAAGUUUCAUAAAGAAUUUCUGUUCUGCUUCUGCUCAUGUAGUUGUUAUCUGAAGAGUGUCUGUUACCUCGUCGUGUUUUAGUAUUGUGUUUAGGAAUCAAACUAGCAUCCAAAGAAAACUGAGAUUAUACGUUGCAAACGCGAAAAAUUCUAGUAUUUGUUCAGAGUAUCUGUUACCAGUGUCGGUCACUCCUCCAUGCCUUCUGGUGUCGCACGACAUUAAUAAAGUAAUCAUCCCGCUAUCAUGUUGUAGCGUGUGCGCUCACGGAAUGGAGGAGGAUUUCUAAUUGUGAUUCUGUUUUGUAAUUUCAUAAACGCGCAUGCUAUAUUCUGUUUCGUCGAGUUCAAUGUUGCUAAGAAACUACCUAGAUGACUAGUCGUGGAUCGAACAGAUGGAUUGUAGUCGCAUGUUGCAUCUCCGUGGUGAGGAUCUUCAUGCGCAGUGAAAAACAAGGACCUUCUUAGCUCGCGAUCGAUCCCUGUAUAGAGACAGCAGGACUUGUUAACCACAAGAAAAGAAGGUGAUUGUGACGCUUUUUGGCCGACAUGUCAAGUUAAGACACAUGACGAAUAUAGUAGAGAACGAAAGAAGCUAGUGCGACUGAGGAGUGACUUGCUUUUAGAUGAACCAAGUAGAUGUUC